This is a messenger RNA of Geodia barretti, 705 nucleotides long. The record is from the annotation of a GenBank genome assembly. Lineage: Eukaryota; Metazoa; Porifera; Demospongiae; Tetractinellida; Geodiidae.
AUGGCGGACGCGAUCUUCUCCAAAGGCGAGCAAUGCCAGCAAGACUGGUCCUCGGCGAACGCCGACUACAACAGCGCGGACACGCACCUGGAGAUCAUGGGCAAGCCUGUCAUGGAACGCUGGGAGACUCCCUUCAUGCACAAGCUUGCGAGCAUCGCAGCCUCGAAAGGGGGACGGGUUCUCGAAAUAGGUUUCGGGCUCGCCAUUGCUGCAUCUAAAGUACAGGAGUUCCCCGCCGUCCAGGAGCACGUAAUUGUGGAAUGCAAUGACGGAGUCUUCGCCAGACUGGAGGAGUGGGCCAGGAACGCAAAACGAAAGGUGGUCCCGCUCAAAGGAAUGUGGCAAGAGGUCAUUCCGGGGCUACCCGACGGGACCUUUGACGGGAUUCUCUACGAUACGUAUCCACUCUCGGAAGACGCGUGGCAUACGCACCAGUUCGAGUUUAUACGCAGCCAUGCGAACCGGCUCCUCAAGCCGGGCGGUGUCCUCACCUACUGCAACCUGACUUCAUGGGGCGAGUUCAUGAUGGGGCAAUACACCGAUAUAGAAGUCAUGUUUCGAGAAACGCAGAUAAAGCAUUUGGUUGAAUCAGGUUUCAAAGAAAGCAACAUUACUACCGAGGUCAUGGAUAUUCAACCACCCGAGUCUUGCCGUUAUUACAGCUUUGGAAAGAUGAUUGCACCCACUGUGGUCAAAGGGGAGUAG